UUGUGAAAUUCGUAGAAGAUGUCUGGAAGAGGCAAAGGAGGUAAAGGACUUGGUAAGGGUGGCGCAAAGCGUCACCGUAAAGUGUUGCGUGAUAACAUCCAAGGUAUUACUAAGCCUGCGAUUCGCCGUCUUGCUCGACGUGGUGGUGUCAAGCGUAUUUCUGGUUUGAUCUACGAAGAAACUCGCGGCGUCCUUAAAGUAUUCUUAGAAAACGUUAUCCGGGAUGCCGUCACUUACACAGAGCACGCCAAAAGGAAGACGGUUACUGCCAUGGAUGUAGUAUACGCAUUAAAGAGACAGGGUCGCACUCUGUAUGGCUUUGGAGGUUAAGCGACAAUCCAGGUGUUCUAAAUCAAAUUCCCCAAAGGCUCUUUUUAGAGCCGCCA
This is a messenger RNA of Polypterus senegalus (gray bichir), 386 nucleotides long. RefSeq names its product histone H4. Lineage: Eukaryota; Metazoa; Chordata; Cladistia; Polypteriformes; Polypteridae. Gene Ontology annotation, biological process: nucleosome assembly. The transcript has a single exon. Gene Ontology annotation, molecular function: protein heterodimerization activity; DNA binding; structural constituent of chromatin. The record is from RefSeq and is a predicted model, not a curated record. The coding region runs from base 19 to 330 and encodes 103 amino acids. Gene Ontology annotation, cellular component: nucleosome.